AUGGAUCGGCUGAAGACGAAGCGGAGGGUUCGACGGAGCCAGAACACGAAGAUAAUUACCGAUAUCAUGACUGCGCUCCAGUCAACAACCCUUGACAUCAACUCCCUGAAGAACCUACGAGACAGGCUGAUCGCCAGCAACGAGGAACUCCGCAAGGUCAACGAAGAGAUUGAGCCGCUGAUCACCGAUGCCGACCUCGAAGCGGACUAUGUUGCUGUGGCAGACUACGAAGAUCAAGUAGCAAGAGCCCUCAGUGAGGUACGCAACAAAAUCGAGCGUCAACCGGCAGCACCAGCCAUUUACCAGGUGGGAGACGUCGGUGACAGAGUCAUACCCCUGGCCACGGGCGUGAAACUCCCUAAACUACAACUACUGCAGUAUCAAGGUGAGCUUACCCUCUGGCAGCCCUUCUGGGAGCAAUUCCAAACUGCCGUUCACCGUAACACCAGACUCACGGAGGGAGACAAAUUCCAAUAUCUACGCUCCCUGCUAAGUGGGCCAGCUGCCAAUGCUAUCUCCGGGCUACAAGCAACGGCAGAGUGCUACAAGGACGCCAUAGAAAUACUAUCCGAACGCUUCGGGAGCAAGCAACGCAUUCAGCGUGAGUACCUCGAAAGACUGCGAAGCCUACCAACGGUGAAGUCAGAUCGAGAUGUACGAGGACUAAGAAAUAUUUACGACCACGUCCAGACCAACAUUCGUGGCUUGCGUGCACUAGGCGUUUCGAGUGCAACGUAUUCUACUAUGAUGGUGGACGUACUCCUGUCCAACCUCCCAACCGAUAUAGUGGUGGAGUACCAUCGACUUUAA
Molecule: messenger RNA, 810 nt
Organism: Ixodes scapularis (black-legged tick)
Lineage: Eukaryota; Metazoa; Arthropoda; Arachnida; Ixodida; Ixodidae
Exons: 1
Coding region: 1-810 (269 amino acids)
Source: RefSeq, a predicted model, not a curated record